This is a messenger RNA of Pieris napi, 1458 nucleotides long. It is a transcript of the gene rtp, whose product is annotated as MORN repeat-containing protein 4 homolog. The transcript is spliced from 4 exons. NCBI's taxonomy places the organism in Eukaryota, Metazoa, Arthropoda, Insecta, Lepidoptera, Pieridae. The record is from RefSeq and is a predicted model, not a curated record. Bases 116 to 583 code for a protein of 155 amino acids.
AUGUUAAUGUGUGAAUUUCAGGUUGGCUCAGUAUAAUUAGAUUACAAGUAUAAAUUAGAUUAGGUGAAAGAGGAAUCCCUUCAGUUUUACUUUGAGGACCGUGACUACCACAACCAUGAUUGACGCUGAACCGUGUGCUGCCAAAACUGGCGCGUACAAGUAUGAAGACGGCACGAAGUAUGUAGGGGAAUGGAAUUCCAAGGGCCAAAAACACGGUAUGGGACAUUUGGUCCUACCUGAUGGUACCAGAUACGAUGGAUCAUUGAUGAGUGGACUAUGCUCAGGCCUUGGCGUUAUGUCGUUUCCGGACGGAGCCAAAUAUGAAGGUGAGUUCAUGCAAGGCUGGUUCCAUGGUCAUGGAGUAUUUUGGCGUGCUGAUGGUAUGAAAUUUGAAGGAGAGUUUAGAGGCGGGCGAGUAUGGGGACUUGGUCUGGUAACAUUUUGUGAUGGCAGCAAUGGUUUCCCGAGGAACGAGGGUUUCUUCCAAGAUUGCAAGAUGAUCCGCAGAAAGAGAUGUUCAGAAGUUGUACAGCGCGCGCAAAAAGUAGCCUACAUGGCUCGUGCACAGUGCCAACAAAUGUAACCAGAAUAAUGAUAUAGUGAAUGAUAGAUAUAUUAACAAACAUUAGAAUCAAGAUCAAAUAUCUUUUUAAUCUAAAGUAUUUGAAAUCGUAAAGUAACGAGAAUCCUUGAGUCAGUUUUUCAAGUCUUCAUAAAACAAUGUACUCGUAUUUUUAUUUGGCACAUGUAUUGACUCCUUUUUUAAUAUGGAGAAUAUUUCGCUGCCUAAUUAAGCCAGCUCAAUUCCUUCCAGCUUAGCAUCCGCUUAGAGCUACAGGCUUCUUUGAUUAAUAUCGUGCCUCACUAAGCUAUCUAUGCUGGGAGGAUGAUAGGCCCGUGGUGAGAUGGCAGGGCCCAGUUAUACUGCUAUUAACUAAACUAACUAUUCAGAGAUCAAUGCAACAGAGUUGGCUUUUUGAUGAAUCUUCUUGAUGCUUGAACUAGGCCAGCUUCAGUCUGCAUCAUCUAUGUCUCAGCUCUGUGAAGAGGUACAUAGGCUGGAUGUUAUGGUAGGCUAGGGGCUGUCAUCCAAAAUUUUGAGGAAAUUCUCUGCUUCUUAGCAGUUCAUUGGUAGUAUGAUCCAAUAACCCAAAAUGCCGCUUCAAUGACACCCGAAAACAAGGCAAAUGCCUAGGUUAUUAUAGAUAAAAAUAUCCCCAAAAUGAUUACAGUAAUAAAGCCAACAUUUGUUAAUGUAGCAAUAUUUCUACAUCGACACCUCUCUUUCGAAUUAUUCGCGAUUACAACGGAUUAAACAGGUUUUAUCCGGAGCUGAAUAUAUUCGGUAAUCAAUUGUGCCUAUUUCAUAACUAAUCUGCUGUUUUGCUGGUACUUUCUUUUCUGCUCAACAAACAUUACUAGUAUUUUAUUGUAUUUAUUUUUUAUUUCUUGUAACAU